This is a messenger RNA of Lymnaea stagnalis (great pond snail), 8641 nucleotides long. NCBI's taxonomy places the organism in Eukaryota, Metazoa, Mollusca, Gastropoda, Lymnaeidae. The record is from the annotation of a GenBank genome assembly.
AGUUGAGAUUUAACGUCAAGACAAGGCAACUAUGGUUAAGUUUACACAAUACUACAUGCGAUAUGUUUGUGUCAUUUAUUAAUAAAGAAUGAAGGGAACAACAAAAGUAAACAACUCCUACUAAAUAGGGUGAGUACUUCGGCUUUUUUUUCCUUUGUAAAGAUCGCUGCUUGUGGGACUUGUUUAUUAUGCAGGCUGUCACGGGUUUUAAUUAGGUUAACAGAUUUUUGCCUUCGAUAAUUCAAAGGGUUUUUUUUUAAAUAGUCAACGUUAAUAAAAAGUUGAUUUAUUUUAAUAUCAAUCAUAAACCAUGAUGUAUUAGAUCAUUAAAUCUUGAUCUAGAGAAAGUAUUAUUAACUACAAACAAAGCAAAUUGGUAGAUCGUAUAAUAUUUUUAUUUUUCAUCAAUUUAAAUAUGAUCUAUUUUAUGAAAUACAGAACGGAAUUUAUAAAUAGAUCAACACGCAUAUAUAUAUUUUUUUUUUUCAUUUCAAGGAAGUCAUUGUUGUUUUGAUGAGAUUUUACUUCGUCACAUUAACAAACAUAUUGGUAUCCAGGAGACUUGCACGUAUCUCAAUUUAUAAUAGACUUUUCCAUAUCUGUUUUUAAUGAAGAAUUUGUUAUGUAAGUUUUAAUCUUUUUUAACAAUUCAUUGAAUUGGAAAAAAAAAAGAAGUAUUCUAUUAUUACUGAUAUCAAUAAUUCAAUCCAACAAAAUUUGAGCUGACUGAGACCAAAAAAUCGAUUUAAAUUUUAAAAAAACAAACAAAUACAAACAAAAAAACUUACCCAAGGAAAAAUAGUAUAUUUGUAAAUGUUUAUUUAUGUUUAAAUUGCUGCAAAGAAUAAAAGAAUACAAAAGUGCAAUUAUUACUAUAAUUAUUUUUUUGAAAAUCAAUACACAUGAAAAGUUAGCAGUUUAAAAAAAUAAAUCUCUAUUUGACAAGCUCUCUAAACGGUCAUAUGUUACACGUAAUUUUAGAAAAAACUCUUCCGUGUUUUCUUUCUGUCUUAUCGUUUCCAACAUAAAUUAAACGAUUUUUUUUUUACAACAGUUUAUUUUAAAGCGUUUCUUUGUUAAUUUUCUUGACCAAAUCAAUACUCGUAGAAAGAAAUUCAUUCUAUUCAACUUGACUUUCGCAUGACAAUAAGAAGGAAAGAAGUACAGUGUUUCUCAAAGAAACGGGCAACACUUCUUUAAAGAGUGCAAACCUAACUUUUUUUUUCCAGGGCAACAAAGUUAAUGAGCUAACGCGAGCCUGACCUCUCUGCCUAAGAAACCGUCUUACAGCUCGUUCGUUCUCUGAGGAUUUUUGUGUCAUGGCGUACAGUUUCCAGCCAUUACUAUUUGCGUUUCCAUGUUGCGAGACGUGCGUGACUACAACAAGAAUAUAUCAGCAUGUUUACUUGUAAUCUCGUCUGUCUCUCCCGAAUUUUUUCCGAUGUUCAAACUACGGCCCGCGGGCUAGAAUUAGACCGUCAGUGGUCCUUAACCCCCGAACAAUAGUGUCUCUUGCUGGUACACGAGCUGCAUUGUCGAAAAAAUAUGUAACGUUAUAUUGAAAAAAAGCAUGCCCAUUUCAUUUUCAAGUGCUAACAGCUUUAUAUUUAUUGACAAAUUUGUUCUACAAUUUUUUUAUUUUUUUUUAGUUCAUUACAAAUAAUUUGUAUGCAGUGCGAUAAGGCGGAGCCAUUCUUAGGAUUUUGGGAGCCCUAGGCAUGGAGCGAAUGUAAGGAGGCCCUGGAAGGGGGACAUCCGGGGGCGGAGUUCACCAGAAGCUGAGGAGAAAAAAACCAUCCACCACUGCAACAGCUCUAUUCUGCCUUAGUCACUGUGUCCUCUUUGCUCGCAUGUAACAACUAUCCAUAUUGAUAAUUCCGCCACUAUAGAACAUUUUUACUUCUGAAACAUAUCAACUUGCAAGUUGUAGGCUGAAAUAAAAAAAGCGCCCAUUGGGGCCCCUUUGGCAGUGAGUCUCUAGGCGCUCGCCUCUGUUGACUAUGCCUAAGAACGGCUCUGGAUUAGGAAUUCGUUUCUAUAUAUCCAUUUUUGUUAAAAAUAGACAGGUCCAAAGCAAUAGCUGAGUGACCAAAAAAAAUAUAAAGGUUUCUGGUCUAUGUUAAAAAAUAAUGAGACUAAGUGUGUGUGUGUGUGUGUGUGUGUGUGUGUGUGUGUGUGUCUGUGUGUGUUUGUUAGUGUUAAAUACCUUUAGCCUAUUGGUUUUAUUAAUAAAUGUCUUAUGAUUCUAAAUUUGUAGUAGUCCUACUGAAAGAAUAAUUUUAAGUAUUAUUAUUAAAAUCAUGAUAAAAGUGUUUACAAUGCUCUUAAACAAAUUAAAUAAUGAGUUUCUGGUUUUAAGAACCGCUCUAAAAAAAAUUCACCACCUGGUGGAAAAUACCACUAGAGCGUCAUUGUGUAAGGGGCGGUAAAUCUUUCAAUGAAUCUAGUUAUUCCGCUUAGAAUGUCAGAUUUCUCACAGAUGUGUUGGUACUCUCGACAUCAAAUCAAACAGCAGUGUGUGCCUUCCAUUCUUCUUGUGUUCAGAUUAUUUCGGUCAUAAUGUGUGCCUUAUUUUUUAACUUCCAUUGGUAAGAAUCUGUUGAUUUUUUUUUUUUUUUCUUUGGUUUGUUUUUUGAGUAUAUGUUGAAUUUGUAAACUUAAGAAAAAAGUUUAUGUAAAAAGAACUGUCAUUUUUUUUUUUUUUUUAAUGUUAGAAUUAUUUAAAGUUAAAAUUAUUUUUUAUACAAUUCAAAAUUUUUUAGUCGUUUCAAUUUUUUUUUUGUUUUUUUUUUUUCUUGCUUUUUAUUUAUUUUUUUUUAACUUCCAUUGGUAAGAAUUUGUUGAUUUUUUUUUUUUUUUCUUUGGUUUGUUUUUUGAGUAUAUGUUGAAUUUGUAAACUUAAGAAAAAAGUUUAUGUAAAAAGAACUGUCAUUUUUUUUUUCUUUUUAAUGUCAGAAUUAUUUAAAGUUAAAAUUAUUCUUUAUACAAUUCACAAUCUUUUAGUCGUUUCAAUUUUAUCUUUGUGCUUAUCUUUCCUCGCUUUUAAUUGCUAAUAUCUUAAUGGUUAGACAUGAAAGUGGUGCUUUAAAAUAAAAAGAAAAUCAAUGACGCAAAGCCAUUAAUUGCAAUUUAUUUCAUGUUCUAGCACUUGAAGUAUCUGUAAAAAUAUUUCCUUCACUCUUUAUAUUGUACAUAGACAGACCGACAUACUGACUGAUAUAUAGAUGUGUAUAUAGGUAUUUUUUUAUGGAUUGGUGGGGCGGUGUGUGUGUGAGUGUUUGGGUUGGAUGGUGAUUGGUUGGAUUGUUGGAUGGAUAGAUUGAUAGUUUCAUAGACUGAUUUAAAACUAAAUAUUACUCUGCAUAUAUGUAUUUGCACGUGUUAUUCACUGAUUGAUUUGUUCCGAAUAUGAACCAUGAAAAUAUGAGAACGUUUAAUGGUUACGGUAUUUCUAAAUGAAUGUUCUUACUUUAUUUCAUUUUCUUUGUUACGUAGUAACAAUAUUUUUAUCUAAUAAAUGAAAGACAGUUUGAAAUUGAAAAAUGACUGUAACAGAAGGGAAAAAAAGCUUGAAAUUACAUAGGGUUCUAGAAUUUAUACAUUAAAGAAAUAACAUAGAAAAUAAUGAAUAAAUUCAAUAGUUUAUUUAAUAAUGCAGAUACAAGAAAGCACAUCUGUUGGAUAACAUAAACAAUCCAGACUCGCCUAUAAACACAGAAAACAUAAAGAAAUACAAACCACCUCAAAGCUGGUGUUGUUUAAUGUUAAACACAAGAGGAGUUCAGUCAUGUCUUAGCACCGAGUUCAUACGCCGCCGAAGCUUGCAAAUGCAGCGCUGAGAAGGUUUGCUUAGCGUUGAACAGGAGGCGAGUAAAGAAAGGGGAUCUGUUGGAUUCUACCCUCGCAUCGAGUACAGUCUCCGUUGGAGUUAACUGAACCGGUAUUGAAAUGUGCCACGAUUAUCGCCAGGAACUGUGUGUUCUCACCUGGCGUGUCUUUCUGUCUGACGAUGCUUUACAUUUUUUUUUUCGCAAUGGUUCUCACAAUAUUUGUCUCUCGAUGUUUUUUUAUUGCUAUUUUUAUUUUAUUUUUUUUUUAGUAUUUCUGCAAAAAAAUCAGAUAAAUUCCAAUGAUUUUUGUAAAAUAAUCUAUUAUUAUUUCAGUAUAAAUUAAACCCUUAAACGCUUCAUAGAUUGUUCAGUCAGGAGUUAUUUUAAAAAAAUAAUUUUUUGAUGUAGCUUAUUUAUUUCAUUCAAUUCUUAUAUUUAUUUUUUAUUACUUAAAACAAAAUUCAUUGAUUGUAUGCUAAACAGAAUACAAAAAUGUUUAUGUAAAAAAAAAGGAGAAAAAAGCAUAGGAAGCCUUUAAUAGAUAUGUUAUGUACAGUUUCCCUAUCAUCAGUAAUAGCCGUAGAAAAACAUUUACUGGUAAAAUGUCUGAGCUCUGGUAAUUCUUUGAUGUACACAUUUCAGCAACAUUGCACACAACUGAGAAUCGUUGCACUGUUUCUAAAAUACAAUAAACCUUUCACAGGGUAAUAAAUCAGAAAAAUAUCACACACACACACACAUUCUUCGCUUUCCUCGUUGUUGAACUUGGCCGUUGGCGGAGCGCUGUUCACAAUGGCAUGUAUAAUUAAGAGCUAAUUUCUUAAAGUGAGGUUGGCAUUUUAAUUGGUCUGCGUUAGGUCACAAAGUUAAUGCAACAUUUGAAGGAAAGUUGACAAAAUCAUACAUUUAACAGAAGUACUAUUCCCUUUUUUUACAUUGCAUGGAUAUCAAUGUGCAUGUAAGUGUCUUAUUUAACUUUGCUGAACUUAUCUUUUUUGGGUUUUUUUUUUUUUUUUGGUAUUUAAAGGUAGAUUUAUGUUUAUAUUUAACUUUUUUAAAGUCCUUUCUUUUGAUUCAUUACAACAAAAAUAAUAAUUAAACCUAAUACCUAACGUAUUGUGAUUAGAUUUAUUAGCUUCAAUACAUUUUGUAUGUACUAGUAAACAAGCUGUUUCAUUAUCAUAUCAUUUAAUUUUUAUUUAUUUUUUUGAAUAUUUUAUUUUAUAUUACAGAUAACCGUGUUUUCCCAGUUACAACAGUACACUCCGAGACCUUAAGCUAAAAAUAUAGAAAAUUUAUCCUGCUGGAUCUUGCCAAGAUGAUUGUGCUUUCCAAAUCAAGAACACACUUGUCCAAGAUAGUCAAUUAUGUUAAUGUAGCGUUGCUUUUCAAAUUUCUCGUCAUUGCAGUGUCUUCCUCAAAUGCAUCAGUGGCCCAAAACCUCUACAGACAAAACGUUCGGCGGCAGGCCAUUAAUGCCACGGCUACAAUGGAACGUCGAGACGUACUUAACGGUCAUCAAGCAAGAGAUGGAGACAAUACAGGAAAAGAAAUUGCUAUCGAAAGAUCAACAGUCGAUCAACAAAAUGUAUCCUACAGCUCGUUUCAGAAAAUGAAUUAUAUCAAACGCCAGGAAAAUGUGUUCAGACACAAACUGCAGUUAACGAGACAGAAGGCAAGCGCUAUAAAAAGACUAAAGCGGCGCCUUUUUAUGCAACGCCCCGAAAUCUCGGAGAUCAAAGAAAUAAAGAAAAACAAAAAACAAGGUAAACUUUUAUCAAAACCGCCUGGGCGUAGGCGAAACAAACAAAACAGAAAUAAGAGGGCUGCAACGGCCGAAAAGUCCAGGUUCUGGGAACAUGCGACGAUCCCGUACGUGUUCGAGCCAAUAUUCUCGGGUGAUGACAAGAUGAAAAUUAUAAACGCCAUGCGCAGCUGGGAAAACGAAACGUGUGUAACGUUCAAAGAAAAAGAAUCGGCUGAUAAGGACUAUAUCGUGUUCACUGUCAGACCGUGUGUCUGUUGCUCGUACGUCGGAAGAAGAGGGGACGGCGCGCAACCGGUUUCCCUGGGCAAGAGGUGCAGGAACACGGGGAUCAUUCUGCAUGAACUGGGCCACGCGAUUGGAUUUUGGCACGAGCACACGAGGCCCGAUAGAGAUCAAUAUGUUGAUAUUAUUCUAGAAAACGUCAUUGAGAACAAAGAAGGCAAUUUCAAUAAGAUGAAACCAGAAGAAGUGUUUUCGCUCGAGGAAAAGUAUGACUUUGACAGCAUCAUGCACUAUGGCCGAAACACUUUGGCCCGAAACGCAUACAAGGACACAAUAGUCCCCAAGCGUCUUCCUGGUUCAGCCCAGAGACCUGACAUAGGGCAAAGAUCUAAACUAAGUCCAGGAGAUAUUCGACAGACGAACAAGCUCUACAAGUGUGCGUCUUGUGGGCGGACGUUCCAAGAAGAGAGUGCGACAUUCAGUCAUAAGACAACUGCUGGCAAAUCAGAAACGUGUCACUGGCGUAUACAAGCGGCCUACGGGCAGAAGAUCGUGCUUAAUAUCACAAAGUUCGGAAUUCCGAGAUCGGCAGACUGCGUCAACGGUCACCUGGAGGUGAGAGACGGCCCCAACUCUGGGUCACCUCGAAUCGGGCGUUUUUGUGGAGAGGAUUUGCCCGGAGUGUUGUAUUCCUCGGGACGAAGAAUGUGGCUUGAAUACAAAACAUUGCGCGGAGACGGUCUUGGAUUUACUGCACGUUACGUUACAGAAUGUGGAGGUGGAAUAAAUAGUGGGGAAGGUGUCAUUGCUAGUCCGACCUAUGAUGAUAAAUACCUUCCUAAUCUUAAUUGCUCAUGGAAUAUCACAGUAAAACCCGGGUAUACAAUAGCUCUGACUUUUGAGUCCUUUGAGUUGGAGAAUGAUCUCAAUUGCACUUUCGAUUACCUGGAAAUCAGGGAAAGAUCAACAGAAACGGAUUCUUUGCUUGGCAAAUAUUGCGGGUUUUCUGAUCCAAAAGACAUUCAAUCAACAGGCAAUCAAGUAUUUAUUAAAUUUGUAAGUGACUCGGCAAUUCAAAAAAGAGGAUUUUUAAUUUCAUUCGUUCAAGAAAUUGACGAGUGUGACAGUGAGAUACACGAGUGUGAUCAGGUGUGCAUCAACACUCUCGGGGGAUACAAAUGUGAUUGCUACGUUGGGUUCGAACUGAAAUCUGAUGGUGCAAGCUGUGGAAAGGCAUGCGGUGGUGUGAUUAACACACCCAACGGGACGAUCUCAUCGCCUUCAUUUCCCAAAAUGUAUCCAGCGAAUAAGACUUGCGAGUGGAUCAUUGACUCUCCAAAAAAUCAUACAAUCGUGCUUACUUUUACGCACUUCGACCUGGAAGCAGGGCAGGGGGAUUGCUCAUACGAUUUCGUAAAGGUGUAUCCAGAGGGAGGUGCGAAAAAAUAUAACAGUGUUAUUCACUGUGGAGAUUCGAUACCCAAGCCAAUUAAAUCAAAAGGCAACACGAUGAAAAUUGAGUUCAAGUCUGAUAAAUACGAUGAGAAAUCGGGAUUCUCCGCUUUUUUUGUCUCCGAUAUCAAUGAAUGUGAGAACAAAAAUGGUGGCUGCCAUGAUAUUUGCACGAACACGGUAGGAAGUUAUUAUUGCUCGUGUCAGAACGGUUACAUUCUCCAAGAUGAUAGACGUGGCUGUGUUGAGGGAUGCUUUUCACUAAUCAGUGAACACAAUGGCAUGAUAACCAGUCCGGAUUUCCCCGAAGACUACCCGCGAAACACUGAAUGUGACUGGCUACUCACAGCACCACUGGGACACAGGAUACGUCUUGGCUUCCAAUCCCUAUCCCUUGAACAUCAUCAAAGCUGUAAGUACGACAGCCUCACUAUUUUCGACGGCGACAAUAGAAACGCCAGUUUGAUUGAUCGUUACUGUGGUUCAGUUUUCCCGGAACACGUCAUUUCCAGGUCUAACAAUAUGCUUGUUUCUUUCACGUCUGACUCGUCUGAGCAAAGAAAGGGUUUCGAGGCCCGGCACGACACAGUUUGUGGGAGUUUUCUCGAGGCGACCUACACACCACAAACCAUCGUGUCCCAUGUCAACUACGGAAUUUUAAACUAUGACAAUUGGGAGUACUGCGACUGGGUGAUAAACGCAUCGUUGGGGUUUAAAGUGGAGCUUAUUUUUCGGGCUUUUAACCUAGAGUACCAAAAAGACUGCGAGUACGACUCUGUAACGGUUUACGACGGUUUUAAUGACUCGGCCCCUGUGCUGGGCAUGUUUUGUGGAAACAAGUUACCAGGUCCAAAGGUAUCUGAGUCGUCUAGUCUCCUAGUCAGAUUUACCACUGACAACACGAUACAAGAAAAAGGUUUUUCUUUUGAAUUUAAAAAAGUGAUGAAAUCCCUAAAGAAAAUAGAUUAUGUUGAUUAGCGAAAUUAUUGUGUGUAUAGUUCGUUAAAGAAUGUAUUAAUCUAAUUUAUUGAAAACUUGAACUGUUAAAUACUUCCCAAAUAUAAUUUUUUUGAAAAUGCCAAAAAGAUUAUUGCUUUUUUUUUAAAAUCAUGUCCAGAAAAGUUGUCUAAAUUAGGGUGAUAAUAUUGUGGUAAAAAUUGUCAAUUUCAUCAAGCAGGACAAUAUAAUUAUUUUUAAAUAAAUAAUUAAGGAACAUUUUUACAUCGCAUUCUUUAAUAUAAUUUUAAUGCUAUCAGAAUUUUAAAAGAAUUACUUGAGUAUUAUUUUUUCUUUGAUUUGCAAAAAUAUUUACUCACAAAAUGCUCAGGUAGACAAAUUUAUGUGUCUUUUUUUUGCACCAAGGUCUGCG